Messenger RNA from Melampsora larici-populina 98AG31, 1128 nucleotides. RefSeq lists its product as uncharacterized. The record is from RefSeq and is a predicted model, not a curated record. The transcript is spliced from 5 exons. Bases 1 to 1128 code for a protein of 375 amino acids. NCBI's taxonomy places the organism in Eukaryota, Fungi, Basidiomycota, Pucciniomycetes, Pucciniales, Melampsoraceae.
AUGUACGCAUCUAUGUUUCAUACGUCAAUUUCCGGAACUUCCAACGUCUCUGCUUCCGAAACUGACAGUUCGGAGGUUCAACAUCAGACUAGCUCAAAUAGAAAUGAUUCUACCGAGAGUGAUAGCAUGGAUGUAGAUGAAGCCAGUGAAAAAACUGAAAGUAUCUCCAUGGACUGGUCCAGAGAAUCCGACAUCGACAAAUCUGCAAAUUUCACUUCUCCAUCUUCCGGUCAUGGAUCCCAGUCUGCCAAUAAACCCAGGAAACGUGGAAGACCCCGUGGGGUCCAGGUUCAAAACCACAAGGGAAAAAGCGCCAAAACGUCUACACCUCUCAGUAAUCCUGACGCUUUGGCAACAUCUUGGGCACCCGAUUUACAGCUCUCUAAUUCACUUCUGUCGCAAAACUUCUCCGAAUUUGGGUCGCCCAGCGAGUCUAUCCCCGUGUCAUCCUCUGAAGAGCCGAAUUCACAACGCACCAAUCUACGGCGCUCCAAUCGGAUCCGGUCACAAAGCGUAUCAAGGACCGUAAGCUCAAGUGUCAUAGGAUUGCCGAUAAACUUGCAAACAAACAAAAGUAGAGGCCGGGAUCGAAGCAACACUAACACCACAGUUUGUGGACGUGCCACAGCCUCGAAAGGCAAAGCGGACAUUGAUAAAACAAUGUCAGAGACCUACGCUAGGCGAGGAAUUUUCAAGGCUGUCUUGAAAGGCUGUCCAACCUUCCUACGCCGAGUUGAUGCGAAAAUCAGAGACGAGAUCAUUCAAAGCCUCACAGGGACUCCAACAACCAAAUGGUCUGCGGAGAGGGCUCUUGACCUUGAAAUAUAUCGUGCAUGGCUCAGUUAUCUGAAUUCAGAGUUGAAUAAUUGGUAUGGCCAAUUCUCUGAAACUAGUGGUGUUCCGAGUGGCAGUCCUAUUCUUCCUGGAAUGGCUGCAAGGGUAUACUCAAAGAUUGAACGCUCUGUAGUGGUUGAUGUACACGAUCUUAUGGGUCAUAUUAUUGUGAUGCCUCAUCCGCCCGGCCACCUUGGGAUUGGGCAGGAGACACUGGGUAUUGUGGGGCUGCGGAAUAUUGAUUCAGCAGCUGUACAAUUAUGGUCUUUCUCGGAAAUUAAAGAUGUCGUAUAA